GGUCGUCAAAACUAUUCGUGUAUUCGGCCUCAUGGGUAAACAAACCACCGACCUCUGAAUAUGAGUAGACGUAUGGAAAAGACGGGUCGUUUUCUGUGGGUGGGGUAGGGUGACGGCAGGACGCGGGCUGCCUACAGGACACUGGCCAACGGGACGGACUCCUACAUCAACAGGAAACUGGCUAAUGAUUUCCGGCUGGAGAUUCCCGUGUGUCUGACGCUGUACCACAGGUGUUCUGCCUCGCCAGGUGCUCCUGUGCCCCCCUCCAACUCAGCAGCUCGGACUGCUCGCGCCUGACCGCAGGAGUGGGGCGCCCAUUGAUACCGGGAUAUUGGAGACCGCGAAACAAGGGGGUUAAAACAACUACAUAUCACCUUAAUAUGCUUCCGUUGUCAUAACCACCCCGGUGGUCAUAUCAUAUGAUAUUUGCCGUCUUAUGACCGUGCGUGCAUGUGGCGGCAUCUUCGCCAGGUGAGAGUGGACAUGUGACGGUACAGAUGAGACAGUAGGACGGCGCGCACACUUCUCACCUGCACUUGACUUGGAUUUUCGAGAACUCUUUGUAGCUGUUGCUAAGGUACCAGUGCGAGAUAUCAGUCAGCGACCUCCACAUCCAUAACUGUCGUCUGUCGGAGGUUUCCAUAGCGACGUGAGCUAACACAAGGGACAAGAGGGGACGUGUCUGUCUGGGUGACGAGGGCCAAGGAACAACUGCGGGAGGAGUCCCAGUACCCUGGGCCUCUUCUGGACUGCCGCCCGCCACCCUACUCGGCUCCCGGUACGACUCGGCUCGGCAGGAUGGCUGGUCUGGUCAGAACAAGAGUCCAGUCUCCCCGCCGGAACUCCGUCUCACCUGUGGAGAGGGAUGACAUACAGCUCCAAGACAUACGAGUGAAGAACGGGACGGAGAGUAGACUUUCCUGCGGCAAUCAGCCUCCGAGCUCCGAGGACGAAGGGUUCAGCUCCCGGUCGGGCGGAACCCCAGACAGAAGAACCCCGGGCAGGUCCCGGUUAGACUCACGACGAGGCGUCCCGAAUCGAGCAUUCGAAAUGGACGCCGACACACAAGGGAGGGGGAAAGACGGCGACGUUACCUUCGACUUGGAGGCGAAUAGGCCUAACACAACAAGCACAUUUCAAUCUACCCUUGGGGAUAACAAGCGCAGGACGCACGGCAAUGUCGGAGAAGACAUAGGGAGCACCAGUGACUUAAGCUGCGACAGUGAUCAGGAGGAGGAUUCUGAGGUUCACACUGAUGACAUCCACGGUGCUCUGGUUCGAACUGCGCCAGAUCAGGUCUGGUGGCGGAAAGUCUUUCGGAGAACGUUCAAUCCUGAACCUGCUGGACUCAUGAUGUUCUGGAUGGUAGUUGUGAGUCUUGCUGUUCUAUACAACUCGUGGACUAUACCUAUUCGGGGAAGCUUUACAGACCUGCAAAAUAACUACCCUGGAGCCUGGUUCUUCCUCGACUACCUCUUCGACAUCAUCUAUAUUAUGGACAUAUACGUCUGUUUUAGGACAUGGUACCUGUGGGACGGCGCGCCCGUUACAGAUGCAGGAGAAAUCACGAAACGUUACAAAAGAUCUCCAUAUCUCUUCCUGGACAUUGGCUGUAUUCUACCCUUGGACCUUCUGUAUCCUGCAGUAGGAGUCAACCCUUUCCUGAGGAUCGGGCGCCUGCUACGUCUCUACAGACUGUACGGAUUCACACAGAGGGUGGAGCUGAGAAUCCGCUGGCCAAACGUGUGGCGAAUGGCUCUCACCAUCCACAAUCUGAUGUUAGUACUGCACUAUAACGCCUGUCUGUACUACCUGGUUUCCCUGGGAGAAGGUUACGGGCAGACCAGUGGGAGCUGGUCCAUCCUGGACCCCAACCUCUACCCGGACUACUCCGCCCUGUCCAGGAAGUACGUCCACUGUCUCUACAGGUCCGCUGCCAGCCUCACACUGGUCGGAGGACUGCCUCAACCUGAGAGCAAUGGCCAAUACAUUUAUUCGGUUUUGCAGUACAUCCUGGGCCUGUUCCUAGUCGCCUACGUUAUAGGUCAAGUAGGCUGCCUAAUGUUCCACAAGAAGCUCCAAAGAUUUGAGUUCGAGAAACUGGUGCAAAAUUCCCGGCAGUUAAUGCAACAAAACGACGUAGCGAAGGAAACGCAGGAGAAAGUGCAGCGUUUCUAUGAUUACUCCUGGGCAAGCGCUCAAGUCAACUUUAUCGACGAGGCGUCGUGUUGGAAAAAGAUUCCGGAGCCGCUCCGACGUCAGGUCACCUUGUCCCCGACUGUGGAGAAACUCAAACAGAUCCAGCUCUUCAAAGAUUGCGAAGCCCCGUUCCUGGAGGACCUGGGUGCACGGCUCAAAUCGAGGCUAUUCUCACCUGGUGAUUUCGUGUGCAAAGCUGGCGAGAUAGGACGGGAGACGUACUUUGUCGUGCAAGGGGUGCUGGAGGUCAUCAGUGAAAACGACGAUGAGGUGAGCCGGCUGGCUACAGGAAGUGUUGUCGGUGAGGAGAGUCUGUUGAACCCGUACAGAGGGUCCCGACGGUCCGCUGAUGUGGUGUCCACGGGCUUCUCCCACUUGCUGCUGCUCACCAACUCAGAUGUGGUGGAGACCAUGUAUGACCACCCCGCCUCCAGGGACGUGAUAACAGUCCACAGUCGGCGGCGACUACAGGACGUCCUGAGCCUCCCACCAGAGAGCGCUGGGAACGACUCGGGAUUCCGCAGCAGAAGGGAUUCGUUCACUCCACUCUCGUACCCAGACUCCCUGUCCAUCGCGCGAAGGAUGAGUGACAACCAACUUACGUCACUAUCCAAAUACAGGAAACGUUUCAGGAGGGUGGACAGUAACGACAGCUGCGUGCCGCCGUCUCCCCUGGCCCAGAGCUUCGUGGCGCCGUCCAGCAGCAGGAGUCGGCGCAGCGGCAUGCUGGAGCCCAUCCCGAUCGAGCUGGUGGACAGGCUCGCGGCUGCGUACGAGCAAAACGCCCGCGCCUUGAAGUGCUCCAUCGACAGUGUCUUGGAUCGCGAGGUGCGCGGGCUGCGCCAGCGGCUGCAGGAGGCGGAGCAGGACCGGGAGGCACGGCAGAUUGAGAUCGCCAUGCUCAGGAAGAAGCUGAAAGAGAAAGAUACAUACUCGACAGCUGAUGUGAGACCUCAGCAAGGCGAGGAGGCGCAGGUGUGGACCCGGCCGGUUUCGGGUACCAGGGUGGUUGGCAAGAGGAGGAGGUCCGAUCACACCAUCGUCACAAUGCCGGAGGAACCGGAACCCCCAUCCCCCUCCCCUGUGGAUGGCUCCUCUACUAUAGACUCAGGCGAACAUAGCACAAUUGCCACAGAGAAAAGCCAAGGGAAGUCUGACGCGUCAUCUCGGAAGUCAAUAACGCCAGUCGAGGCCCCAGAAAAACUUGCUUGCACGGCUUCGACAAAACCCGGCCUCCCUCCGCACCUGAGGAGGGUCGGGUCGCCAGAGGACUCAGAUUCGGGGCUCUCGCCUGGCGAUGCGUCGUCUAACAACUCUUCAUGACCAUUGGUUAUGACUUGCACAUACAGCGCUUAAAAACUUAUACACUCCACCGUCUCUGGCGAAACUGUUAUAUUCCAUCCAUGUUACGAAAUCGUGACCCUAUCAUCAGUACAGCUAAUAUUCAACCAAGAGACAUAUCAUGGGGAACGAAAACUUCGCAUUCCCUAAAGUACAAGGCUACAUUUGUACUAGCGUAUACUGAGUUGGCAAGUGCUAACCAAGAACGAGACAUUUUCUACGUAUCGCAAUUAUCCUUCUAUUGAUUGUCAGCCUUGCACUUAUUCUGUACCUGCAGACAGAUUGAAACUGUCGAGAAAUAUCAAUAAGUGCGUAACGAAUAAUCAGGAAAAUGCAUUAUGUUUAUUUUCAGCUUUUUAUUUACUCUGGAAAAUCGUUUGAACCAUUUCCUUGUUGUAGGAAUGGAAUCAUUAUCCGGAAAAACAGCCCACAUGCUGGGAGGAUUUUUGUUUUUCAUGCUUGUGUAAAGACAGUUGUUCCUGGAUGUAUGGAGACUUUGUGAUGAAGAUGAUAAGGAAAUGCCCGAAGGCAACAUUGCAACUUAUGUUUAGCUUUGAUGAGUUAAUGAUUAACUUAUUUUGUUAGCACCCAGAUAACAUUAUAUUCCAGCCAAAGUGACUUCUGGUGUAAAAAUGCCUUAUAUCACAACUACACAGUGACAUUGUGUGUACGGCCACCAAUGGAACUGUGCUAAAUUUCAAUCUCUAUCAUUCAUGCUGUUUUGUUUACUGGUUUACUAAUAAUCUGGUGGGUGGCAAGGUUGUGCUACUCUUUCCUUGUAGGGCAGUCUUAGUGGGUCUCCCACACUUAUUGUAUGUUGAUUAAUGUCCGUGCAAUCGGCUUCCAUGAACUAGUGACCACUUCAAGUAUGUACAUGGAAUACUUUCAAAAGCCAUAGUUGAGAUCUUUGCUGUAACUAUUAAAGCUUUUGCUUCUUCACAACUA
Branchiostoma floridae (Florida lancelet) is the source of this 4485-nucleotide messenger RNA. Its product is annotated as cyclic nucleotide-gated cation channel alpha-3-like. Lineage: Eukaryota; Metazoa; Chordata; Leptocardii; Amphioxiformes; Branchiostomatidae. Gene Ontology annotation, molecular function: monoatomic ion channel activity; protein-containing complex binding. The record is from RefSeq and is a predicted model, not a curated record. Gene Ontology annotation, biological process: transmembrane transport; monoatomic ion transport. The transcript is spliced from 13 exons. Gene Ontology annotation, cellular component: membrane. Bases 799 to 3522 code for a protein of 907 amino acids.